AUGGCCUCGCAGAAAUCGACUGAAGAGACCGAUGCCACCUCUUGCCAGCUGCCAGUAGCCGAAACAGAUGCAACCUCUGUCGAAGGAGAAUCUGUGGCGGCAGAAGGGCAACCUGGCAGCUUGGAGACACUAGCCAUGGCAUUGGACAAUCGUUCCUUUUUCGGCGCGUCGUCGAUAUCGGCAACAAACUUCAGAACAUCCCUGGCACAACGGCCCGAGAGAGAGAUGUCGCGUGUCGACCCCCUUUUUCUUCAAAUCGGAAGUCAAUUUGCCGCUCAUGUCUCCUCCGGUACCCAGAGCUCUGCCCCUUUCGGCGGCAGGCCGACAGUAGUCAACUUGAAUAGCCGCGAGAUGUUCUUGCUCAAUGGGUCCUUUACCUAUACUUCCAAUGCUGUUCUUGAAUCCGACACGAUGGGCCUUGGUGUUAUCACGACUGAAGAACUCCAAACGACCGACGGCACUGCCGAAUCCUCUGAUGGCAAUUCAGAUGGCAAUGGAGUCAUUGCAGCGCAGUUCGAGGAUACAGUAUAG
Messenger RNA from Grosmannia clavigera kw1407, 531 nucleotides. RefSeq lists its product as uncharacterized. The transcript is spliced from 2 exons. The coding region runs from base 1 to 531 and encodes 176 amino acids. Lineage: Eukaryota; Fungi; Ascomycota; Sordariomycetes; Ophiostomatales; Ophiostomataceae. The record is from RefSeq and is a predicted model, not a curated record.